GUGCGGCCGCCGAUGGAUGCUGCGCGGCCGCGCUGCCAUUUGCAGCCGCCGCGGCUCGCAGCGCUCCCUGCAGCCCCGGGAGCUGCGGUCCCCUGGCCACCGCCGCCCCGCUGCGCCUGCAGCCGUCGGCCACCCCCCGCCUGCCCCCUCCUUCUUUUCGGUCCCACUGUCCCUCCGCAAUGAACCCUCCCUCCGCAGCCGGCGGGGAGGAGACGGGGGCGGCGGGUGGUGGCGGGUGCCGGGGGGCCGAGGGUGGUGGGGAGGCGGCAGGCACCGCUGGGGUCCCGGAGGAGCCGGGGCUAUCCGCGGCAGAAGAAUCGCUAGAGGAGAAGCUGCGGACGCUCACCUUCAGGAAGCAGGUGUCCUACAGGAAAGCAAUCUCCAGGUCAGGCCUCCAGCACUUGGCUCCUGUGCAUUCCCUCAACAUUGCAGUCUCCAAUGGACCUGUGAAGGAACCAAGGGCAGCCUUAGAGUGGACUGAAAAUGCUGUGAAUGGAGAGCAUCUGUGGCUGGAGACAAAUGUUUCUGGGGACCUUUGCUACCUGGGGGAGGAAAGCUGCCAAGUCAAAUUCUCAAAAUCUGCUCUGCGAAGGAAGUGUGCUGCCUGCAAGAUUGUGGUCCAUAAUGCGUGCAUGGAGCAGUUAGAGAAGAUUAACUUUCGUUGCAAACCAACUUUCCGAGAGGGAGGCUCCAGAUCUCCAAGAGAAAACUUUGUCCGACAUCACUGGGUGCACAGGCGGAGGCAGGAGGGGAAAUGCAAGCAGUGUGGAAAGGGCUUUCAACAGAAAUUCUCCUUCCAUAGUAAAGAGAUUGUGGCCAUCAGUUGUUCCUGGUGCAAACUGGCGUUUCAUAACAAAGUCACCUGUUUCAUGCUACAUCACAUUGAGGAGCCAUGUUCCCUGGGGGCUCAUGCUGCUGUCAUUGUGCCUCCCACCUGGAUCAUUAAGGUGAAGAAACCUCAGGUGGUCUCCAUACCAGGAGACGAGCCUGAUUGGGCAGGAGACUGGAGCCCCGAAGGGGAAACGGGCGUCUCCUACCCCUAUUGGGAGGGUUGGCAGAACUCAUUAAAGACUUCAACAAGGCGAAAGAAGAGAACGUCUUUUAAAAGAAAAGCCAGUAAAAGAGGCAAUGAAGAUAACAAAGGUCGGCCAUUUGUGAUAAAGCCUAUCUCCUCUCCACUCAUGAAACCACUGCUGGUUUUUGUCAAUCCAAAAAGUGGAGGAAAUCAGGGCACCAAGGUUCUCCAAAUGUUUAUGUGGUAUUUGAAUCCACGCCAAGUAUUUGAUCUCUCUCAGGAAGGGCCAAGAGAUGCGCUGGAGCUGUACAGAAAAGUGCCAAACCUGCGGAUCCUGGCCUGCGGUGGGGAUGGGACGGUGGGCUGGAUCCUGUCUAUCCUCGAUGAGCUGCAACUCAGUCCCCCACCUCCUGUGGCUGUCCUUCCCCUUGGCACUGGGAAUGACCUUGCCCGCACCCUCAACUGGGGUGGGGGCUACACAGAUGAGCCAGUGUCCAAGAUCCUGUGCCAUGUAGAAGAUGGGACAAUUGUCCAGCUGGACCGCUGGAAUCUCCAAGUUGAGCGCAACCCUGAUUUGCCACAAGAUGAGCUGGAGGAUGGAGCACGUAAGCUUCCUCUUAAUGUCUUCAAUAAUUACUUCAGCCUUGGAUUUGAUGCACAUGUGACACUGGAGUUCCACGAAUCUAGAGAGGCAAAUCCAGAGAAAUUCAACAGCCGAUUUAGAAAUAAAAUGUUUUAUGCAGGGGCAGCCUUUACAGACUUUCUGCAAAGAAGCUCAAGAGAUUUAUCCAAACAUGUUAAAGUUGUGUGUGAUGGUACAGACCUGACUCCAAAGAUCCAGGAGCUGAAGUUCCAGUGUAUAGUGUUUUUAAACAUACCCAGGUAUUGUGCUGGCACAAUGCCCUGGGGAAACCCUGGAGAUCACAGAGACUUUGAGCCUCAGCGCCAUGAUGAUGGUUACAUUGAAGUCAUUGGGUUCACCAUGGCCUCACUGGCUGCUCUCCAGGUGGGUGGUCAUGGAGAGAGGUUGCAUCAGUGCCGUGAGGUGACACUUUUAACGUACAAGUCUAUCCCCAUGCAAGUGGAUGGUGAACCAUGUCGACUGGCUCCCUCACUCAUUCGGAUCUCCUUAAGGAACCAAGCCAACAUGGUGCAGAAGAGCAAGAGAAGAACAUCUAUGCCUUUGCUGAAUGAUAUCCAUAAAGUGCAGUCUGCUGACCUGAGGAGAGUCUCAGCUCCCCCCGAUUCCUUCACUGUUCCUCAUUCCAUCCCAGAUCGCCUGCGGAUCAGAGUGAACAGAAUUAAUUUACAAGAAUAUGAGGGACUACAUUAUGACAAGGAAAAACUCCGUGAAGCUUCCAUUCCCCUAGGAAUUAUAGUUGUACGAGGAGAUUGCGACUUGGAGACCUGUCGUAUGUACAUUGACCGGCUACAAGAGGACCUACAGUCUGUACCUCCUACUACACAAAGAGUUCAUUACCAGGACCAAGAAAGCUCUUUCCCCAGAGUUCUUUCUGUUCAGAGGCUAUCUCCCAGAUGGUGCUUCCUAGAUGCAACUUCUGCUGACCGUUUUUACCGCAUUGACAGAUCUCAGGAACAUUUGCACUUUGUGACAGAAAUUUCGCAGGACGAGAUUUUUAUUCUGGACCCAGAGCUGGUAAUGUCACAGCAGGUGGGGACACCACCAGGAAUGCCUGAUCUGGUAGUGGAGCAGGCCUCUGGAAUAUCAGAUCGGUGGAAUCCUGCAGUUCGGAAGAGGAUGCUGAGUGACAGUGGCCUUGGCAAGAUUUCCCCACACUACGAGGUACCUGACAAACAAAAGGACGCCAACCAGACACAUAUGCUGCAGUCACCAGUCUCUUCAGAAGAUCAAGCACUUUUACAGGCAGUCAUAGCUGGUGAUCUGCUGAAGUUCAUAGAAUGCUGUAAAAAAGGAGCCAAUCUGUUAAUCCAAGGACCUGAUCACUGCUCCUUGUUGCACCAUGCUGCCAAGACUGGUCAAGGCGAGAUCGUGAAAUACAUCCUGGAGCAUGGGCCAGCUGAAUUACUGGACAUGACAGACAGUGAAACGGGUGAGACAGCAUUACAUAAAGCAGCCUGCCAGCGCCAUCGUGCCGUCUGCCAGCUCCUGGUGGAUGCGGGAGCCUCUCUGAGAAAGACAGACUCCAAGGGUAAGACCCCUCGUGACAGGGCACAGCAAGCUGGUGAUCCAGAUCUGGCCUCCUACCUGGAAAGUCGACAAAACUACCAAAUGGUUUCCCAUGAGGAUCUGGAGACAGCAGUCUGAUGUCUGAACACCUCAAAGAGGAUCCUUGAAAAUCACAAGGCUGCAGCUGAAGCACUCAGGCAUCGUAUGAGGAAGAAGCUGAUGGAAUCAAUGUGUCUCUCACUCUCAUGGGAAAUACCUGAGGACAUACCACCAGUUUCUAAGGGCUAAUGAGUCUUGCCACGGAACAAUUAAGUUCCAUAAUUUAGCCCGUGAAGGACGAGGCAGGACACUCAAAGGUCUGUGGAAUCCAUGGGCCAGGAAAAUUUACCUUUAUUGCUUCCAGCAAGUAGCAUGAACUUCUCCUAUGUUCAUCUGUACAAUUUAUUAAAAAAAAAGAAAAAGGAAAGAGAAAAGAGGGUGUGGGGGAACCAAAUUAACUGGGACAGUAACACACCCAACCAGGCCCUCCUUCAUUCCUACAGAUUUCUGCAUUUCUUUUAUUCUUCUAUUCCCUUCACUUCUCAUCAAUUAAAUAGUACCUUUUAUCUCUGUGUUAAGUCUUCACAAAUGGUCAGGCAGUAGCAAAAAAUCUGUGGAGCUCUGGAUGCCCUUAGGAAAAACUCACCAUUUUUAGUGGCUACCAUUCUCUCCUUUGGCAUCCUCUUGGAAGCUGCAUUCUCAGUGCUCAAUCACCAGGGAGUUUCCCCACUUUUAGAGAGGACUCUGCCUUGUUUCCCAGGGUGUAGGGCACAGUUAGAUUUACAGUUGUAACAAAGUCUAAUCUCCUCAUUGCUUCUGAGUAUACAGUUAUGUUGUGCUCAUGAGACAGCCAGGAGGGUUACAUGGGAUGCCAUGUUGUGUGGUAAGCAGAAAGUUACUGGUGAGGCUUCUCACGCCACCAUUGUGUUGUGUGAUGACUGACUCAAUUCUGCUCAAGUUUCAGGCCUGCCUAGAAGCUAAGAGCUAUUUUUUUACAUUUGAAAUGACUGACUUAAGGACCCAGUCUCCUUCAAGUUACAGCCAGAAGUAGGAAGGAGACCUAGAAUAUCAGCAGUCAGCCUAAGCUUGCUGCUUGCAGCAACAAGUGUUGCCCUGGUUGCAUGGGGAACUGGAAAACCUUCUUUGUCUGAAGGUGUAAACAAGGACAAGGGGCAACGGGUACAAACUAGAACACAAGGUUUCACUUGGACUUAAGGAGAAACUUCUUUACUGUGAGGGUGAUGAAGCACUGGAACAGUCUGCCCAGAGAGGUUGUGGAGUCCUUCUCUGGAAACUUUCAAAACCUGCCUGGAUGGCAUUUCUGUGCAACCUGAUCUAGGUGUACCUGUGUUAGCAGGGGGUUUGGACUAGAUGAUCUGCAGAGGUCCCUUCCAACCACUACCAUUCUGUGAUUUGAUUUCCCCAAGUAACAAAAGUUUCAGAGAGGCUAUCCCACUGGGAAGAACAAAUGGCAGCUCUUCAUCUUGCUACCCCACUAUAGGCUCAGAAAUGUAAAGUUGCUUAGCCACUGUAAAGGCCAGCCCUGUCUUCUGUACUCGUCUGUUCUCUGUCUUACCUCAAAGAUCAUUACCACAAAAGAAGAGAAAGCAAAUGUAUACACCCAGGCAUACAUGCACAAAAUGUUCACUUUCAGAUUUUCAAGCACUACUCAGAUGCCAGAAACAGCAGAGCUUCCACUUUGUCUUUGUCUAACCGGUUCCCAUGAAGAUGCUCAAGGCUCACUUUUGGCAUAAUUCUUGCAACAGAUUUUUGACUUUUGCUUUAUUGUCUGUUUUGAAAGAUCCACUGGUGUUUCCACAUGCCUUGCUAAGUGUAGGUCUCUGGUAGGUGGUGAUCAUUGGGAUUAUAUGCAGUUUGGAAAAAGUGAAAAUAACUCAGGUCAUUAUUCAGAGAAGAUUUUUUUUUCCCCUCCUUGCUAGAAGUUGUGGAAAUGAAAUUAAUGCAAUUAUUUUCCUUUUAUUUCCUCCUUUCUUCUUCUUUGGUUUUAUUUU
Molecule: messenger RNA, 5215 nt
Organism: Dryobates pubescens (Downy woodpecker)
Lineage: Eukaryota; Metazoa; Chordata; Aves; Piciformes; Picidae
Gene: DGKI
Product: diacylglycerol kinase iota
Exons: 35
Coding region: 180-3302 (1040 amino acids)
Biological process (GO): intracellular signal transduction; regulation of synaptic transmission, glutamatergic; diacylglycerol metabolic process
Cellular component (GO): nucleus
Molecular function (GO): ATP-dependent diacylglycerol kinase activity; protein binding
Source: RefSeq, a predicted model, not a curated record